CGUUCAAGGGCCGCCUCCUGCCUCUGACCUGCGGCGAGUGCGGUGGGGACGGGGCCUUGGGUGGUGUGCGCCUGGCGUGUUGCUGAGUGCUCCAAGCCGAUAGAUCAUGGCCCUGAGGGCAUGUGGCUUGAUCAUCUUCCGAAGACACCUCGUUCCUAAGGUGGACAACAGUACAAUUGAGUUUCUGCUGCUGCAGGCAUCAGAUGGCAUUCAUCACUGGACUCCUCCCAAAGGCCAUGUGGACCCUGGAGAGAAUGACUUAGAAGCAGCCCUGCGAGAGACUCAGGAGGAAACAGGCAUAGCAGCGAGCCAACUGACCAUCAUUGAGGGCUUCAGAAGGGAGCUCAGUUAUGUGGCCAGGAAGAAGCCUAAAACAGUCAUUUACUGGCUGGCAGAGGUGAAAGACUACGAUGUAGAGAUCUGCCUCUCCCACGAGCAUCAGGCCUACCGCUGGCUAGGGCUGGACGAGGCCUGCCAGCUGGCUCAGUUCAAGGAUAUGAAGGCAACGCUCCAAGAGGGACACCAGUUUCUCUGCUCUGCACCGGCCUGAGCCAACCAGAACCAUUGCUUCUGUUGCAUCCUUAAGGGUUUUUCUGAUAUGAACCCACCCUCUCAUCCAGGAAAUGAUGUGCUGGUCUUUAGCUUGUUACAGCUAAGAGCAGAUAGGUUGGUGACGUUAAAACUAACUCGGCACUCUCAGGUGAGUGCAGAGAAGCCCUGGAUUCAAUCCCUAGCAUAGAAGAUAAUUACUUUUAAAAUAAGAGCAAGCAAGAAUUUUAGGAAGUUAAUAAGCAAAGGAGGGGUAAAUAUUUAAAAUGUUAGCCCCAGGAGUCAUCCUUGUACUUUAUAAAUAAACUUCAAGCUGCUUACA
Messenger RNA from Psammomys obesus (fat sand rat), 871 nucleotides. RefSeq names its product nudix hydrolase 2 (gene Nudt2). Gene Ontology annotation, biological process: ATP biosynthetic process; AMP biosynthetic process. Gene Ontology annotation, molecular function: bis(5'-nucleosyl)-tetraphosphatase (asymmetrical) activity. The coding region runs from base 107 to 550 and encodes 147 amino acids. The record is from RefSeq and is a predicted model, not a curated record. NCBI's taxonomy places the organism in Eukaryota, Metazoa, Chordata, Mammalia, Rodentia, Muridae. The transcript is spliced from 3 exons.